This is a messenger RNA of Naegleria gruberi, 1746 nucleotides long. RefSeq lists its product as uncharacterized. The record is from RefSeq and is a predicted model, not a curated record. The coding region runs from base 1 to 1746 and encodes 581 amino acids. The transcript is spliced from 3 exons. Lineage: Eukaryota; Heterolobosea; Eutetramitea; Acrasida; Naegleriidae.
AUGUUAGGAUAUCUUGCAUUGUCUGCACUAGUUGCACUUCCAUGUUAUGCCUAUUAUUAUUGGUUAAAUAAUAUUAAACCAUUCUUUGAUGCUCAAGUCAAAUUGGAAAAUUCUAAACUUGGACAAGUUUCAGAUAAGAAAAAGAAAGGUACAUGUAUUAUUAUUGGUGGUAGUAUUGGUGGUAUUACAACUGCACUCAAUGCUUGUUUCCAUUUUGAAAAUGUUAUUUUAUUUGAAAAGAAGAGAUAUGAAACUAACAAGUCAACUGCUCCACAAGGAACUCAAACUCACAUUUUUUUAUUGAGAUGUAUUACAAUUUUCAAGAAAUUAUUUGGUGGUUAUUUAAAUAUUGAUUUUAUUAAUGAAAUUGAAAAGAUGGGAGCUUUUAAAAUUUUAAUUGAAAAUACAGAUUAUGCUGCCAUUGAUGGUAAAUCUGAUAAAUUAUGUGGUUUAAUUGAAGGUCAAACUAUUUGUCCACCUGGUUAUCAAAUGACAAGAUAUCAAAUUGAAUCUUAUAUUAGAGAUUUAAUUAUGAAUAUUAAUAAGAAUUCUUCAUCAUUAAUUGGAAAAUCAUCUACUUCAACUAAUGUCAACACCAAUAAUAAUAGUAAUAGUAAUAAUAGUAGUAAUAAUAGUAGUACUAUUGAUGAAAAUUCAUCACCAUUGGGUAAAAUUCAAUUCAGAGAUGAUCAAACAGUUAGUGGUUUAAUAUUUGAAAAGGUUCAAACACAAGAUUCUAAAAUUAUUCAUCGUGUUAAAGGUGUUAAAUUACAAGAAGGUGAACAAGUUUAUGGAGAUUUAGUAAUUGAUUGUUCAGGUUUAACAACUCAAACACCAAUUUGGGUUGAAGAAGAAUUUUCCAAAGAUUCUAAUAGAAAAUUUGAAAUGGAAAAGAGUAAGAUUAUUCUCACAACAACCUACACUUCAGCAAUUUACAAAUUGAAAGAUCCAAAUAUGCAAGAUGGAUUCUUUAAAAAAGAUGGUAAAACACCUGUUUGGGCAUAUAUUGGUAAUGUUGGUUUUCCAACUAAAAGUGGUAUGAUUUACUAUAGAGUUUCACAAGAUAAGGGAAUGUUUAUUAUUGGUGAAACUGGUAGUAAAAAUCCAGAAUGUGUUAAAAUUAAGAAUCAUGAAGAUUGUAUUGAUUAUUUAAGUAAGGUUUCACCUGAUAUUUCAGAAAAGACUAAAUUAUUCUUUGAACAUUGUGAUUUAGAACAAGGUCCAGUUAUUGAUUGGUCAAAUUAUAAGAAGGAUGGAACUGUUUUAAAUCAUUGGGAAAAGAUUACACAAUAUAAGGAUGAAAAUGGAAAUCAACAUGUUCUUGAAAAUUUCCUUGCACUUGGUGAUUCAGUUGGAUCAUUAAAUCCUGUCUAUGGACAAGGUGUUACAUGUAUGACAGAAUGUCAAUUAAUUUUAGAUGAAAUUUUAAGAAGAGAUGUUUCUACAAUUGAUUACAAAACAUUUGAAGAGUUCCAAACACGUGUUUAUAGAAUUUAUAUUCCACCAUAUAUUAUGGCAACAAUGGUUGAUUUACAAUUAGAUGCUAAAGGUGGUAAUUGGUGGUUUAAGAAAUUCUUAUUACCAAUUUUAGGACCAAAUGUUAAGAGAACUAUUUUAGCAUCUAAAAUUGAUCCAUUUGUUAGAUGUCAUUUCAACAAAGUACAAGGAAUGUGUGAAGGUUAUUUAUAUCAAAUGUUUGAUAGAAAAUAUCAAUCUAGAACUAAAAAUCCACAACCAAAUUGGUAG